AUGGCUGUCUGCCUGCUCCUGGCUUUUCUCUUUUCCUUUAGCACAUCUCUUCAAGUGCCUGAUAGUGGAAAAUUUCUAAUCUAUAAUGAAGACAGCAAGCUCUGUGCCCAAGCUCAGAACACUAGCUCGGUCAUAACUGCCACUUGUGAUGAGCACAACGAGUUCCAGCAGUUCAGGUGGAUCUCUGCCAUGCAGCUGCUCAGCAUGGGGAUGAAGCUGUGCCUGGGAGCGCUUGCCAAGGACGAUGAGGUUGCCGUCACACUGGAAACCUGCAACAGGACGAACGAGCUUCAGCAGUGGGGAUGUAGAAAUGAAACCCUUGCAAUUAAAGGCAAUGAUUUAUUUCUCAACUAUGGCAAAGGGAAGGGGAAGAAAAUCAGGGUGUCCAAAGGAACAGGCAAAGGGAGCAGGUGGAAAAUCCAUGGAACCACAGACAGCGUGUGCUCCCGGCACUAUGAGGAUAUGUAUACACUGGGAGGAAAUACUUUUGGUGCUCCUUGUGUGUUCCCUUUCAAGCUCAAUGGUAAAUGGUACGCAGAGUGCAUCGCUCGGAGUGAUGAUGCAGACUCUCUCUGGUGUGCAACUUCUUCAGAUUUUGAUAAAGACCAACGUUUUGGAUAUUGCCCAUUAAAAGACACCAUCCACAAAGACUUUUGGAAAACAAAUCCUUUGACAGGAACCUACUAUCAGAUAAACUCAAACUCACUUCUGACAUGGCACCAAGCAAAGAAAAGCUGCCAGCAGCAGAAUGCAGAAUUGUUAAGUGUUACGGACCUUCAUGAAGAAAUGUUUUUAUUAGGGCUCACUAAUGAUCUGGGUUUCAAUGCCAAGCUCUGGACUGGUCUUGUCAAUAGACUUAACAGUGGCUGGGAAUGGACUGGGAGUAGUCCUUUCAGAUAUCUAAACUGGGCACCAGGAAAUCCGUCUGUGGAACCUAUAAAAAUCUGUGGGACAUUCCAAGGCAGGAAUGGCAAAUGGGAAAACCAGGCCUGUGAUCGGAAACUGGGAUAUAUUUGCCAAAAGAGAAACUCCUCCACUGUGGAUUCUUCCACUAUUGCUUCAGGUGACAUUAAGCCUGUUAAGUGCCCCAGAGAAUGGGUGGCCUAUACAGGCCACUGCUACAGAAUUUACAGAACACCCAAAAUAUGGAAACAAGCCCAGUCAUCUUGUAGAAAAGAAGAUGGAGACCUGACAAGUAUUCAUAAUAUUGAGGAGUACAGUUUUAUAGUGUCUCAGCUUGGGUACAAGCCAGAUGAUGAGCUGUGGAUCGGUCUAAAUGACUUCAGGUUUCAAAUGUAUUUUGAAUGGAGUGAUGGAACACCUGUGACGUACACCAAGUGGCAUCACAACCAGCCGACCCAUACAAGGAAUAAAGCAGAUUGCAUUGUUAUGAAUGGAGAGGAUGGAGCUUGGGCUGACAGUGCUUGUGAAACAAAACUUGGUUACAUCUGUAAAAGAAAACCUUUGGCAGAAGAAUCAGGGGAAGCUGAGGUUACUUACCCGGGCUGCCAGAAAGGCUGGAUGAAGCACGGCUUUUACUGUUACUCCAUUGGGCAGUUACCAGCAACAUUUUCAGAAGCAAAACAAAUCUGUGAAGAAAAUAAAGCUCAUCUGGCUACUGUGACUGACAGAUAUGAACAGGCUUUUUUGACUUCUGUAAUUGGAUUUAAUCCAGCAAAACAUUUCUGGAUUGGCCUCUCAGACACGGAAGAGGAGGGGACAUUCAAGUGGGCUAGUGGGGACGCGGUCAUCUUCACCCACUGGAACGUAGGAAUGCCAGGAAGGGAGCCAGGCUGCGUGGCCAUGAGAACAGGAACUUCGGCUGGAUUAUGGGAUAUUCUCAACUGUGGAGAAAAAAAUAUGUUUCUGUGCAAGCAGCUGGUGGAAGGAGUGACCCCUCCACCCCCUCCAACAAAUCCCCCCCUCCCGUCCUGCCUGGAGGGAUGGCAUUCUGUUCCUCAGAGCAGCUUUUGCUUCAAAAUUUUUCAGAGAGGACGGGAGAAGAUGGAAACAUGGUUUGGAGCAAGAGAUUUUUGCAGAGCCAUUGGAGGAGAUCUGGCAUGUGUUCACAGUGAAGAAGAACAAAAUCUAAUAGCUGGCAUGAAGAGAGAUUAUCUUCACUUGUCUUACUGGAUGGGUUUAAGUGCUUUGGACUCUGAUGGAGGAUUUACAUGGAGUGAUGGCUCACCAGUAAAUUUCGAAAAAUGGGCAAAUGGAGAACCAAACAAUUAUGAUGGAAAUGAAAAAUGUGGAGUGUUUAAUGGCUACAAUGAUAUGAACUGGAAUGAUUUAUUUUGUGAACAUAUGCAGGACUAUGUUUGCCAAAUAAAAAAAGGAGCAUUGUUGAAACCAGAGCCUACAUACACAUUCGAUUAUGAAUAUAUUGUUAGCGAAGAUGACUGGAUAAUAUAUAAUCAUAAGGAAUACUACUUUAGCAAGGAAGCAAUGGCUAUGGAAAAAGCGAGGGACUACUGCAAGAAGAACGGUGGUGAUCUUGCCAUCAUUGAGGGUGAAAGUGAAAGAACAUUUCUUUGGAAAUAUAUUUUCUAUAAAGAUUGGGGAAAUAACUUCUAUAUCGGCUUAAGUGUGAGCCUUGAUAAGACAUUCCGAUGGAUGGAUGGAACUCCUGUCAACUAUGUUGCCUGGGCUCCAAAUGAACCCAACUUUGCAAAUAAUGAUGAAAACUGUGUGGUCAUGUAUACCCAAACAGGUACAUGGAAUGAUCUAAACUGUGGGAGUGUUGAAUUAUUCAUCUGUGAAAGGCUUAACAGAACUGUUCGCCCAACUACUGCUCCCACCACACCACCACCAAAGGGUGGGUGUCCAGAAGACUGGCUUCUCUUUGAUAACAAGUGUUUCAAAGUAUUCGGCCUUGAUGAAAAUGAUACACUGACGUGGCACGCUGCACGGAACAAUUGUAUUAAUUUUGGAGGAAACCUGGCUACUAUUUCAAGAAAGGAAACACAAGCUUUCCUCAUGUCCCUCUUAAAAAAUGCUGCAACUGAUGCCUGGGUUGGACUGAAUGAUAUAAAUCAGGAGCACGUAUAUUUAUGGACAGACGGAAGCCCAGUUUACUACACAAAUUGGGCAAAAGGUUCCCGAAGUUAUUAUAGUAAGGAUGACUGUGUCUAUAUGAUGAAGAACCCUAUUGAACAGGCAGGGAAAUGGAAAGAUGAAGAAUGUAAAGCAAGCAAAAGCUACAUAUGCCAGAAAAACACUGACCCUAAACUGCAAAAUUCCCAACCCACGGUCCCAAUGUUUGGCUUUAACAAUUACGGUGAUGACCGCUAUGCAGUCAUCAACUACAAAAUGAGCUGGGAAGAGGCACAGAAGAACUGCAGAGACCAAUAUGCAGAACUUGCCAGCAUUCUGGAUCCUUAUGCUGAAUCCUACCUGUGGUUACAAAUAUUAAAGCACGGGGAGCCUGUAUGGAUUGGUCUUAACAGCAACACAACUCGUGGCCGUUACAUGUGGUCAGACAGAAGGAGGAGCAGGUAUCAUAACUGGGCCAGUGGAGAGCCAAAUAAAAACACAGCCUGUGCCUAUCUAGAUCUGGACGGUUUUUGGAAGACAACAUCUUGCAAUGAAACAUUUUUAUCUCUCUGUAAACAAUCUGAUGAGUUAAUCCCUAGUGAACCACCACAGCUUCCUGGAAAGUGUCCUGAACCGAAGCGUGGUAGAUCUUGGAUUCCCUUCCGUGGCCAUUGCUACUAUGUUCACACCACUUCCGAAGAAAGCUGGCCUGAUGCUUCCAUGAUGUGUAUUCAGAUGGGUGCUUCUCUGGUUUCCAUAGAAGAUCCAGCUGAACUGAACUUCCUUUUACUUUACUUGUCUCCACUUGCAAGUGACUUCAGAAGGUUUUGGAUAGGAUUAUUCAAAAAUAUUGAUGGGGAAUGGUUAUGGGCAGACAGAAGUGUGGUAGAAUACGUCAACUGGGAGAAAGGAGAGCCUACAGUAAUUUUUGAUGAACACUGUGUUGACAUGGAUGUCUCAAGUGGAGCCUGGAGGAACUAUUACUGCUCUGUUGACCAGAAUUUUAUUUGCAAAAUCCCCAAAAUUAUUGAAGUUGAACCAACCCAUGAUUCAUCCAUCAAUAAAGCAUCAAAAAGAGAAGCUGCUGCUUCAUCCUCACAUAGUUUAAGUGUGAUGAUUGUUAUACUGAUCUUCCUACUGCUAGCAGGAACUGGCCUUACAGUCUAUUUUUUCUAUAAGAAAAGACACGAACAGAAAACAAUUACAGCCAGUUUUGACAAUACUAUAUACUGUGGUGAUACUGACCCUGGAACUCAUGAAUCAAGGUGUCUUGUGACCAAUAUUGAAGAAAAUGAACAGGCAUCAGUUUAA
Cygnus atratus (black swan) is the source of this 4344-nucleotide messenger RNA. Its product is annotated as macrophage mannose receptor 1-like. The transcript has 30 exons. Gene Ontology annotation, molecular function: signaling receptor activity. The record is from RefSeq and is a predicted model, not a curated record. The coding region runs from base 1 to 4344 and encodes 1447 amino acids. Lineage: Eukaryota; Metazoa; Chordata; Aves; Anseriformes; Anatidae.